UUUCGGCAAACGCGCAGAAGUUUCGCUUCUGAAUGCUGAAUAGCAGAUUAUUUAAACCCCAAUUUUUCUUCUUGAAGAAGUUCGAAAGGCGGGUGGCAUUUGUAUUUUACAUUGAAAUUCCAGUUUAGAUUUGUGCAAGUAUACUAACAAUGGAGUAUGUAGACCAAAAUAGAUGCCGACAACUGGCCAAGUCAUCAUCUUUUUACCGCAGGAUAUAUUCAGAGGUAGAAGAGAUAGGAUGGGAACACCUUGUCAGAUUGGGGGAAGAUCUGAGACUUCUCAGCUUUCGCAUGAUGGACAAGAAUGGAAGAGUGCACAUUGUUCAGAUAACUUUGGAUGGAAUAUAUCCGAAUCAGCCACCUUCAAUAUCAGCGGACGUGCCUUAUCUCUUCAAUGUGGAAUGGUCAAUAAACUCAAGACUAAAAGAUGUUAUCCAACAGUUUCAGCAGCAUAUGGAUAAGCUUCAGGAGUUUUGGAGUACAAUGGAUGACAUUGACCACUCUCUUUUGGUUUCUGACCUAAGAUAUCCUCACCGUGCUUUGUCACAUCGCCAACUUAAUAUAAGCAAUGACUGCCAUAUCAUGUUGUGUAUAGAUGCUAAUGAUCCGACAUCCCUACCAGACUGUCGCUUUCUUGGUUCAGAUUCAGAGGUGGAGAGAUUGAGAGCGACGUGGAGGAGAAACUGCAAAAGAUGGAUGAAAGACAAGCCAUUUUCUGAGAAUCUUGAAAAUAUAUUGGAUGUUCAACUUCAUGGACCUUCAAGCAUUCAGAAAACUGAUCCACAAACUGAAUGUGGCAUUUGUUAUGCACAAUAUCUUCCGAUUGAUGAUGAACUUGGUGCUAAGAGUGGAAGUGGCACUGAUUGUACAUGUGAAAAUAACAGCUGCAGUAGGGCCUUCCACAGUGUUUGCCUUGGAGAUUGGUUGCGUUCCAUCACAACAACAAGACAGUCAUUUGAUGUUCUGUUUGGGAAUUGUCCAUACUGUUCUGAUCCAAUUGCUGUCAAAAUCAAUACUAGGAAGUAAAAUAGUAAGUUACCCCUGUCAAAUAUUUGAGGUAAUUUAGCUCGCUGUGCACAGAUUACUUCGAGUGAUAGAGAAGGCUGGAGAUUUAGGGGAACAUUACUUUGUUCGACCACCUCUCCAUUUUGCAUAGUGAAUGUGAAACUUCUUUAGACAAUAUUAAAUCUGCAUAGAGAAGAUGUUGCUUUCAAGUAUGAGCAGCACUUUGUUUGAGUCGAUUAGUCAUGAAUAUGAUUUGCAUUUGUCAUUCA
Nicotiana tabacum (common tobacco) is the source of this 1273-nucleotide messenger RNA. RefSeq lists its product as uncharacterized. Gene Ontology annotation, cellular component: Fanconi anaemia nuclear complex; nucleus. Gene Ontology annotation, biological process: interstrand cross-link repair; protein monoubiquitination. Lineage: Eukaryota; Viridiplantae; Streptophyta; Magnoliopsida; Solanales; Solanaceae. The record is from RefSeq and is a predicted model, not a curated record. Gene Ontology annotation, molecular function: ubiquitin protein ligase activity.